Naumovozyma dairenensis CBS 421 is the source of this 1137-nucleotide messenger RNA. Its product is annotated as basic helix-loop-helix domain-containing protein. Gene Ontology annotation, molecular function: protein dimerization activity. The transcript has a single exon. NCBI's taxonomy places the organism in Eukaryota, Fungi, Ascomycota, Saccharomycetes, Saccharomycetales, Saccharomycetaceae. The coding region runs from base 1 to 1137 and encodes 378 amino acids. The record is from RefSeq and is a predicted model, not a curated record.
AUGGCAGAAAAUACAGCAAUUGUCUUUGGACCAAGGUACUUUCAUCAUGAAAAUACGAAGGUAGCUCCAAAUAUUUCAAGUAAUACCGCAGAUUUCAAGUAUAAUAAUCCUAUGAAGUUGGGAGACAGCUUUGGUCCAAUGUACAUACAAGAUCAACAAGACUUUUCUCAGUACAGUAAGAAUAAUCCUUCUUUAAUGACAGAUAAUAAUAUAUUAAUCCACCACAGCGAAUCUUAUCCGUCCGAAUCUUCCGCUUCUGCAUCAACAACGUGGUUUGAACCAUUAGACUCUAUGUUGUCAACUUCAAACUCUUCAACGAGCUCUCCCACGACAGUACAACGACUUUCUCAAAACCAACUAAUAUUCACAACUAACACUGGUAAUAAUUAUAUUAAUGAAACUAAUGCCAUACAAUAUAGUGGAGCAUAUCGAAACUCUAAUAAUAAUGAUGAUAGAAUUUCUCCAAGCAAUAAUAACACUGUAGUAUUUAAUGAAAUAAAUAAUACUGAUGAUAACCUUCAACUUCACGAAGCAUUCUUUAUACAUAAUAAUCCCAAUUUUUCUGUCCCGUCAUCCUAUUCAAGUUCACCAGAAUUACCUAAUGAACUAAUAAAGAUAGAGAGCAAUAGUGAUAAAAAAAACUUGAAUAAUAUUCCAAGACAACCACAGCGCAACCAAACCCUUCCAAACAUUGUUUGUAAAGUGAGAAAUAAAAAACUAAUGAAAACAGAACUAGAGCAAGCAAAUAAAGUUCAAAGGAAAAGAUUAACUUUGGAUCAAAAACAAGCUCAUAAUAAAAUUGAAAAAAGAUAUAGAAUUAAUAUUAAUACGAAAAUUAGCCAAGUUACUAACAAAUACAUACCAUGGUUGGCGAGUGAGCAACCAGCAUUUGAAGUUGGUGAAUCAGUGAAGAAGGAACAACAACUUAAAAAACUUUCUAAAACAAGGUUAAAUAAAAGCAUGAUUUUGGAAAAAGCAGUCGAUUACAUUCUUUAUUUACAAGAUAAUCAAAAUUUAUUUGAAAUGGAGGUUCAGAGAUUGCGAAAUGAGGUACAAAUUUUAAGAAAUCAAUUUCAAUCGGGAGAAAGAAAACUUAGUAGAAAUUAUAAAAGUGCAAUAUCAGAAACUUUUAUUUAA